AUGGGAAGCACCGACACCGCUACCUAUCCCCUCAAGUCUAAGGGUCGCACCGAUUGGACCCCCGAGAAGCGCGCUGCUCUACUCGAGACGGUUAUCGUAGCGGGCUCCAAGGCCAUUGAUGUGGAGAAGGUCGCUGCUGAUCUCGGGGUCUCGAAGUCCUCAGUGGUCGAUCAGCUCAAACCCAAUCGAUCCAACAUCCGUCAAACUGCUAUCAAGGCCGUCAAGGGGGCCAACAAGUGA
Molecule: messenger RNA, 240 nt
Organism: Trichosporon asahii var. asahii CBS 2479
Lineage: Eukaryota; Fungi; Basidiomycota; Tremellomycetes; Trichosporonales; Trichosporonaceae
Exons: 2
Coding region: 1-240 (79 amino acids)
Source: RefSeq, a predicted model, not a curated record